CUUAUCUGACGCAAAAUUCAGCCUUUUGUGUGUUGUCGUUUCGCGAUAGGUAUUGAGUAUUGCUGCGCGCUGUCCGACGAUUUUUCUUCUCUACAAAACACACGAACAACGAAUAAACAAUAAAACCAUACAAGAUCCUCUCCAAUUGGGGUUGUUUUUAUUGUUUCCCAGCCAUGGAUGCUUCACCGUCUAUCUCAAAUCUAUCGUGGCGAGGACCUACGUCGAAAUUCUGGCGUUAGUCUGGCAAUUAUAAUACAUAAUCAUGCAAUCAUGAAGUCCGAGAUCCAGUUUGUUCGUGGAAAAAUUAAAUUGCAUAGAUGAGUAUAGUGAAAUACAAUUUUUAUGGAUGCAUUGACGCCUGAUAUUAGGAUAUCAAAGUCUAGUCGGAGUUUUUCUCCUUCACAAAAUCCAAUGCCUAAAAUGGCUAAUAAACCAUGGAAUGCUGCUACUUUUUCGGCUGAUGAAAUUGCUAUGAGCCGAUGUAAAUCACCUGUGGGGUCAUCGGGAAGUAUUCGAGUGGUCCGCCAUGAACGGGGAGGAUCUGCGGAUACUGGACUUAUUAGACCUGAUAAUUUAUCAAGUUAUGCAUCUAGUGAAGAACCCAACCCAUCUGGCAACAAUGAAGAUGAUGGUGAUUUAUUUUAUUCAUAUGGUGGAUACAAUGGUGCUGAACUUGCUGAUGAUUCCGAUGGUACAAAGACUAGAGCAGCCAUGGAUCAUGUCCGAUCUAAAAUUGUGCGUACCAAAGAUUUGAUACGAAGUGAACAAACUGCAAGAGAUGAUAAUGUCAAUGAGUAUUUAAAAUUAGCAUCAAAUGCAGAUAAACAACAACUGGCUCGUAUUAAAUCAAUAUUUGAAAAAAAAAAUCAAAAAUCAGCCGUUGGUAUAUCACAAUUACAAAAAAAACUUGAAGGUUAUAAUAAACGAUUAAAAGACUUAGAAACACAUGGGCUUACAACAUCACAUCAUUUAAAACAACCAAAAGAGAUGUUAAGAGAUGUUGGACAUGGUCUAAGACAUGUUGGUGGUAAUAUAAGAGAUGGAAUUUCUGGUUUAUCUGGAUCAGUGAUGUCAAAACCACGAGAAUUUGCUCAUCUAAUACGUAAUAAGUUUGGUAGUGCUGACAAUAUCAAUUCAAUAUCAAGAUCAAGUGAAGCUGAUCUAACUGAAGAUAAUAGUGAUAAACAGAGUGGUCGUAACCAUCAUGGUAGUGCUACUUUGCCAGGUGGUGUUGGACUUCAUGCAUCAACUGCCGGCCCUGCUGCAUCACGUAGUGAAGAUGGUGCUUCAGAAUGCAGUUCUGUGACCAGUGAAUCAAUUCCUCCACGAACAGGUCCUGGGGCACCUCCACCUCCUGCAUCUGCAACUACUUCUUUGGAACCAGUUUGGGCUGAAUUAGAUCAUUUACGCUCAAAAAUGGAUCACAUAAAACAGUUAGUAUCCAAAGAUAUUGCAUCUUUAAACCAUUCCCUUCAAGAAGAACGCUUUCGUACUGAGCGGCUCGAAGAACAAAUAAAUGAUCUUACCGAGUUACAUCAGAAUGAAGUGGAAAAUCUUAAACAAACCAUCACAGAUAUGGAAGAAAAAGUGCAGUACCAGAGUGAAGAAAGACUUCGUGAUAUUCAUGAAAUGCUUGAAGCAUGUCAAACAAAAAUGUCAAAAAUGGAACAUCAACAAGCACAGCACCAACAAUAUGUCACGUUAGAGGGAUUGGACAAUUCUAAUGCUCGUGCGUUAGUGGUCAAAUUAAUAAACGUGUUACUCACUGUGCUCCAAGUAGUGUUACUCCUAGUUGCCACAUUUGCUGGCAUUCUGAUGCCAUUUUUAAGAACACGUUUAAGAAUUAUUACCACAACUGCUGUUGUUGCUGGGUUAUUCAUUGCAGUAAAACAAUGGCCAGAUAGUGUCAGCCUGAGUGAUUACCUCAUUAAACAUGGCAAACAAGCCUUGUUAUCCGUUAAAUAGUUUCCUUUUUAUUUUUUUCACAAUAAUAUAUACAUCUAUGUAAACUGAUGUGAUAAUUUUUUUUCAAUCUAAGGCCAAUUACCAUGACAAUUUAUAAAAUAAUAUUGUGACAGUAUUAGAGAGAAAAACAAUAAUGAGCAUAUCAUCUUUACAUUGUAAUAUUAUUCUUUAUAAACUAAUAGACAAUACAAAUAGUAUUUAACUUACUCUAUCCUUCUCAACUUGCCAUGACUAUUGUUGUUAUUAAAACCAUAUUUUAAAUUAAUUUAAUUGUUUUUUUUUUUAUGUAUAAAAUAUAUUAUUUUACUUGUUUUAUAAUUGAUUGGAUAUGAGGGUUCAAUGACACCCAUGGUGAUAGUGAAGACAACGAAAUGGUAGCACUGAAAUUUAUUAUAAGUCAUAAUGAUAAUUUUUUAUUAUAGCAUAUUUUUUUAUUUACUUUUAUAUCUAUUAUGUGUAAUAUUAUUUUGCUUGAUCCUCCUCCCUUUCCCCACGAAUUGAUGUAGUUUAGGAAGUCUUGUGAUUUGUAUUAUUAUUGAUAUUUGUGUACAUAAAAUAAAUCAUGUAUAAUAAUUAUAUAUUUCAUAUUAUAUAGAAUAUCUUUGCCUUUUGCAAUCUAAAUUUUAGUCAUUUUUAUUGUGUAACAUAUAGUAUUACAGCUAAUUAGUAAGUUAUAAUCUAUACAUUUUUUUCAAUAUUCUUCAUACUUAAUAUUGAAAUAUUUAUGUAUAUGCUAUAAAUAUUUAAGUACUCACUACUUCGCUGUGUUUAAUUUAAAGUCAUGAUUUAACUUUAUAAUAUGUUAUAAUUUAAUAGGCCAUUUUUAAAAAUUUGUUUAUAUGUUUUUAUUUAAAAAUUUAAUUUAUUUUUUGUGUAUUUAAAAUACAACCAUAUUCUUUUAUGUCUAUAGCCCAGCUUACAUCAUAAGUUUAAAAAUUAUAGUUUUAUAUAAGUAUACAAUCUUCUAGACUUAUGUACAGUAGAGUCUUGACGAUCCAAUACAUAUGGGGACCAUUAAUACUGCCAGAUCAUCGUACAAAUAUAAAAUUUAAUUAAUUAAUUUUCAUUAGAAUUGAAAAUUUAACUGGUAAAAAUACCAAUAAUACUAUCAGCAGAUUAAAUUCCAUCAACUAAUUUACAAACGAUUCGUUAAAUAUAAUAUUGAAGCUGGCAGUCUUCACAAAUGCCGGAUUACUGGCUUUUGAUGAAGGCAUGAUCAUGAUUCUACUGUAUUUUACCUUUCAUUAGAAUUAGUAAAAAUGUCUAUUAUUGCUUCAAUAUUUUUUUUUAUACAAAUUGUAGUAUGGAUAGUAUAGGUAUACUUAAUAUGAUUCAAUUUAUUUUUGAAUUUCAAAUGAUUGAAAAAUAUUGGUUUUAUUAUUCCAUGCAAUGUGUUUUGUGAGUAUUUCUAAAAAUUCAACUGCAUUUGUACAAAUCAUAUCGCACAUUUAAAGUUACCCUAUAAUAUUGUAUUAUUUACUUGUUCUGUAUUUUUUGCUCAUUUAUCAUGUUAUCCCCGUCCAAUGCUUCUGUAAGUCUGAGAUAGUAUGUUUAGAUUUGAGAUGGCAACAUUAAUUUCUAUACUUCUGAAUAUAACAUCUAGUGUUCUGUAUUGACUUGAAAUUUAUUCAUUGUUGGCAAGUUCCUGUAUUUUUUUUUUUUUAAGUUAAAUUAUUGACUUUCUGAGUUAACAUUAAUAUUAUGUAAUAUAAAUGUGAUAUUACCUAAUGAAAAUUCAUUGUUAAAUCCAUUUAAUAUUUUUGGUUCAAUUUUCAAUGUUAAUUUUAUAUGUUCAUUAUAAGUAUGUAAAUCAAUGUUACUUGAAAUUAUUACUAAACGAUCUGAUUACUAAAUUGUCUAACUGAUGUAUAUAUUAAACAUUUUCAGUUUGAGAA
Molecule: messenger RNA, 3860 nt
Organism: Aphis gossypii (cotton aphid)
Lineage: Eukaryota; Metazoa; Arthropoda; Insecta; Hemiptera; Aphididae
Gene: Dmtn
Product: transmembrane and coiled-coil domains protein 2
Exons: 10
Coding region: 343-1965 (540 amino acids)
Cellular component (GO): endomembrane system
Source: RefSeq, a predicted model, not a curated record